AUGUUAUUCAGUAGAGUACCCUCCACUCCAUGUUAUUCAGUACAGUAUCCUCCAUGUUAUUCAGUACAGUAUCCUCCAUGUUAUUCAGUACAGUAUCCAUGUUAUUCAGUACAGUACCCUCCAUGUUAUUCAGUACAGUAUCCUCCAUGUUAUUCAGUACAGUAUCCAUGUUAUUCAGUACAGUAUCCUCCAUGUUAUUCAGUACAGUAUCCUGUUAUUCAGUACAGUAUCCAUGUUAUUCAGUACAGUACCCUCCACGUUAUUCAGUACAGUACCCUCCACGUUAUUCAGUACAGUAUCCAUGUUAUUCAGUACAGUAUCCAUGUUAUUCAGUACAGUAUCCAUGUUAUUCAGUACAGUAUCCUCCAUGUUAUUCAGUACAGUACCCUCCAUGUUAUUCAGUACAGUACCCUCCAUGUUAUUCAGUACAGUAUCCUCCAUGUUAUUCAGUACAGUAUCCAUGUUAUUCAGUACAGUAUCCAUGUUAUUCAGUACAGUACCCUCCAUGUUAUUCAGUACAGUAUCCUCCAUGUUAUUCAGUACAGUAUCCAUGUUAUUCAGUACAGUAUCCAUGUUAUUCAGUACAGUAUCCAUGUUAUUCAGUACAGUAUCCUCCAUGUUAUUCAGUACAGUAUCCAUGUUAUUCAGUACAGUAUCCAUGUUAUUCAGUACAGUAUCCAUGUUAUUCAGUACAGUAUCCUCCAUGUUAUUCAGUACAGUAUCCUCCAUGUUAUUCAGUACAGUAUCCAUGUUAUUCAGUACAGUAUCCAUGUUAUUCAGUACAGUAUCCAUGUUAUUCAGUACAGUAUCCAUGUUAUUCAGUACAGUAUCCAUGUUAUUCAGUACAGUAUCCAUGUUAUUCAGUACAGUAUCCAUGUUAUUCAGUACAGUAUCCUCCAUGUUAUUCAGUACAGUAUCCAUGUUAUUCAGUACAGUAUCCUCCAUGUUAUUCAGUACAGUAUCCAUGUUAUUCAGUACAGUACCCUCCAUGUUAUGAUUCUAGCAUGUAGUAUGUAGUAUGUAUAUUUCUAGACAUGUAAGGAUGGUCACUGCCUCUAUUUUAACAUAAAUAAUGUACUUUAAUAAAUAAUUGUUGUACACAAAAAAAAA
Oncorhynchus mykiss (rainbow trout) is the source of this 1110-nucleotide messenger RNA. The record is from RefSeq and is a predicted model, not a curated record. NCBI's taxonomy places the organism in Eukaryota, Metazoa, Chordata, Actinopteri, Salmoniformes, Salmonidae.